AUGAUGAUGAUGUCUCUGAACAGCAAGCAGCCCUUCAGCAUGCCCCACGGCAGCGGCAGCCUGCACGAGCCCAAGUACUCGGCGCUGCACACCGCCUCCCCCUGCACCUCCGCCGCCCCCUCGGCCAGCUCCCCCAGCAGCACCAGCAGCGGGGCCGGCAGGAACAGCACCAGCACCAGCACCAGCUCGGAGGCGAUGAGGCGAGCCUGCCUCCCAACCCCCCCGAGCAAUAUAUUCGGCGGUCUGGAUGAGAGUUUGCUGGCCCGCGCUGAAGCCCUGGCGGCGGUGGAUAUAGUUUCCCAGACCAAGAGCCACCAUCAUCACCCGCCUCAUCACAGCCCCUUCAAGCCGGACGCUACUUACCACACCAUGAACACCAUCCCUUGCACCUCUGCUGCCUCCUCCUCGUCGGUGCCCAUUUCCCACCCGUCAGCACUGUCCGGCACUCACCACCACCACCACCACCAUCACCACCACCACCACCAGCCUCACCAGGCUUUGGAAGGGGAGCUUUUAGACCACAUCACUCCAGGGCUGGCGCUGGGGGCCAUGACCGGACCCGACGGCUCGGUGGUCUCCACGCCAGCUCAUGCGCCUCACAUGGCCAGUAUGAACCCUAUGCACCAGGCGGCUCUAAGCAUGGCCCAUGCCCACGGACUGCCUUCUCACAUGGGAUGCAUGAGCGACGUGGACGCAGAUCCCCGAGAUUUAGAAGCUUUUGCGGAGAGGUUCAAGCAGAGGAGGAUCAAGCUCGGAGUGACCCAGGCAGAUGUGGGAUCUGCCCUAGCCAACUUGAAGAUCCCAGGGGUAGGCUCACUGAGCCAAAGCACCAUCUGCAGGUUUGAGUCCCUUACCUUGUCCCACAAUAACAUGAUCGCCCUCAAACCCAUCUUGCAAGCCUGGCUAGAAGAAGCAGAGAAAUCUCACCGGGAGAAGCUCACCAAACCAGAGCUCUUCAACGGAGCAGAGAAGAAGAGAAAGCGCACCUCUAUCGCUGCACCUGAGAAGAGGUCCUUGGAAGCCUAUUUUGCCAUCCAGCCACGUCCUUCCUCGGAAAAAAUAGCGGCCAUCGCAGAGAAACUAGACCUCAAGAAGAACGUGGUCCGGGUCUGGUUCUGUAAUCAGAGACAGAAACAGAAACGAAUGAAAUAUUCCGCUGGGAUUUAA
Molecule: messenger RNA, 1167 nt
Organism: Terrapene triunguis (Three-toed box turtle)
Lineage: Eukaryota; Metazoa; Chordata; Testudines; Emydidae
Gene: POU4F2
Product: POU class 4 homeobox 2
Exons: 2
Coding region: 1-1167 (388 amino acids)
Biological process (GO): regulation of transcription by RNA polymerase II
Molecular function (GO): DNA-binding transcription factor activity, RNA polymerase II-specific; RNA polymerase II cis-regulatory region sequence-specific DNA binding
Source: RefSeq, a predicted model, not a curated record